CCACUUUUUCGUUGCUACCGGUAUCACCGAAAGUUCCGUCGGUUGAUGCUUUCGUAGAGGAGGACGAUAUUCUCACCAAGACCUUUUUCCAUCAAUAACAACUAUCACGGAGUCAUGAUGUUCUUUGAAAGCACUCGUUCAAAAAGAGCACUCGUGUGGUUGAAGGUUUUCUGAUGAUUUUUUUAGUCGAUCGAUCGAUUGAAGAUAACCUCUUACGCAUCAAAACUUCCCGAAGAUUGUAACAAAGCAAUCGAUUGCAUCGGCCGCAUCCUUGAGACUCCUCAAAUGUCAAAUUGAACCAUGGUGGAUAUCUAUUUGAAAGCACCGGGAAUGAAGAGGAAGAUACGGGAGACAAGAGGGAGAUUAUACCAAAGAAUCGUCGCCCGAAAACGACCUCGUUACCUGACAUCAUGGGAAGAAUCCUUUCGACGAAUGCCCUGCUCGAAAGGGACUUUUCAUAGUAAAAAUGACAGCUGUGACUCCACGAAGCAGCAUUGGUUUGGUCUCGUUGAUUUGUUUGGUGGAAAUCGAUGGGCGUGCCCACCAGGAGAAGCUUCGUCCUUCGAGAAGAAUACUAUACACAASACGAAUUUUGCUAUCGGCAAGAGCAAGCGAGCAGGACAGCCCUCAAACAACGGAGGGCAUCCUUCACCAAAAACAAACAUGCCUUCCAAAUUUUUCACUCUGCGAAUGGAACACAGGCAGGGUGGCGCGGCUGCAAAACACGUCGGAGAAGAACGAUUCUUGCUCUUCCGAUCCGACCAGGCCGGCGCCAUUGCCAAAGUCGUCUUUUCCUCGAGCCCGGUAACAAUCGGCGAUUCGGAAGAUGCCUCGACGAAAAUGCCAAAAGCUCAAACCUGCAAAAACCCAGACGAAGAGAUUUUUACAAUGGCGAACGCUAAGAUUCAUGUCCUUUACGUGAAAGACACAUACAGAGGAUUCAACCUUGGUGGUUUCUUAUUUGUCUUGUGUACUACAUAUCUCCGAGAGCGCUACUGCAACUCUUUCAACCCGCAGCUUUCGAAUAGACCGAUUCUAAGAGGAAUUUCGUCUGUUCGGUGUUUGUUGGACGCCGAAGAAGAUGUCCGUCGACACGACAAACUAGUCCAAUUCUAUGAGCAUCUAGGUUUGAGACGACGAACAAGGGCAAAGACGGUUUUCAUCAACAACAACGAUGGAGAAACUUAUCGAAAAAUACCCAUGAAGAUCGAUCUUCGCGUCAAAAAUCGCGAAAUAGAACGAUCGAAAUGGAAGAUUAAUCACGGCGACCAUCACUUUGCUGCUGAGUACUCCUCAUUCUUGCCCGCUGUUCUAAAGUCAUCGUCGGGAGAAAGCGCCAGGUUGAACGAUAAAAGAAUUGAUUCAUGGUUGAUUAUGGAAUCCGGAGGUGGGAACAUACAGCUCCGCACCACAGACGGACGAAAACUGGAAAUGGAUCAGUGGGGCAAUUGCCGACUAGUUCCAGUCCACGAAGGUUCGUCUGGUUGUAGCACCAACACUGGUUUUGAUAGCUUCAAGCUUCUCCGUGUAUCGGACAUGCUAGACAAAGUCCUCUACGAUAAGGAGGAAGAAUACGAGGAAGAACGAUUCUGUUUACGAGACAAACUGCUUCGAGAACACCACCAUCAACAAAAAUACCAUUGGCUUGCCAAGAAAAAGGAACUGUGGAUGAUUCGUUCUUCGGUCUUUGGGACCUUCAUGAGAUUGACACAAUCAAAUGAUUUGUUCUUUUCCGAAGAAGCAUCGUUUUGGCAGGCGGAUGAUAAUUUUUGCCUCACGCACACCUACGACUCCCCGGCGAGACGACAACACCAUCGUCGCAUGUGGAUGAAGCAAAGUGUCGAUUACGUAACUCACAUGCGACAUCGCUAUUCCGAGUUUAAUCUCCAACGCAUGACCAUCGAGGAGGCCUUGAAUAUCACGAAAAACUUACAGGCGAACCCCUUCUCCAUAUCCAUGAGAAGGGAGCAAAAGGAUUUUAUUGAACGACUGAACACUCCCUCGCCACCCUCUUUUCGAACCUAUUUGUUUCAUACAGCAGAACUAGCGAGGAGGGAGGGUCACCCUGAUUGGGUGCAAUUUGUUGCCCUGAUUCAUGGCCUAGCCAGUGCAUUGACUUGCGUCCGUUCUAGUUCUGGUUCUAUUUUUCAAUCCGAAGAUUCGGUGACACAUGACGACCAGGACGAUUUCGACUGGACCAUUUAUGUCGACACCCGUAUAAUGGGAUGCAAGGCCUCGAUAAACUCCACCUUUGCAGAAUUUCGACACUUGAAUCCCGACAAGGGAGAUACAAGGUACAGCACGCGAACAGGAUUGUACCAAGAGCACAUCGGACUGGAACGGGUUCUGCUGAGCUGGACCGGGAGCGAUUACAUGUACUGGAUGCUGAAGCACAAUGGUGUAAAACUCCCCAGAGAAGCCUACGCAAUCCUAAAGCUUUUUCCGUUGGUGGAUUGGCACUCGAGGGGCGAGUACACCGCGCUUUCGAACGACGACGACGAAGAACUCAAGCCGUUUGUUGCCGACUUUUAUGACCUGCGGUAUAGAGCACACAUUUYAGUUCUUUCAAAYCCCGCCGUAGAAGAAAUGGGGGACGAAGAGUGCAGAGCGUUAUGGGCAAACCAUUACUCACUCAUUGCAAACAAAUACGGAGCUGGGAGCAUGCUCCGAUGGUAAAUGAGAUGUAACACUAUUGUUGGUUUUAAACGUCCAUAGAUUCCUAGAUUUUUGUCAAUAACGCACUGGUGAAUAGAAUGUGCCAUGCGUC
This is a messenger RNA of Pseudo-nitzschia multistriata, 2767 nucleotides long. The record is from the annotation of a GenBank genome assembly. Lineage: Eukaryota; Bacillariophyta; Bacillariophyceae; Bacillariales; Bacillariaceae.